Messenger RNA from Eucalyptus grandis, 880 nucleotides. Its product is annotated as vesicle-fusing ATPase-like. Gene Ontology annotation, cellular component: Golgi stack. The transcript has 8 exons. Gene Ontology annotation, biological process: Golgi to plasma membrane protein transport; intra-Golgi vesicle-mediated transport; SNARE complex disassembly. Gene Ontology annotation, molecular function: ATP hydrolysis activity. The coding region runs from base 137 to 643 and encodes 168 amino acids. The record is from RefSeq and is a predicted model, not a curated record. Lineage: Eukaryota; Viridiplantae; Streptophyta; Magnoliopsida; Myrtales; Myrtaceae.
CGACCACCGCACCACCACCGCACGACCGCCGCACAAUUGCAAACUGUCGGCACCGACCGCCGCCCACAGCCCACCGGCAGCUACAGUUGGCAUCGACAGUGGAUUUCCAUUUGUUGAAUUUGUGUCAGCAGAAACUAUGAUCGGACUAGAUGAGCAGACCAAAUGUGCACGGAUUGUGAAGGUUUUUGAGGAUGCUUACAAAUCUUCAUUGAGCAUUGUCAUACUUGAUGACCUUGAAAUGCUACUGGAGUAUGCUGCCAUUGGGCCUCAGUUUUCGGAGUUGAUAGCUCAGACAUCGUUAGCCCUUUUGAAGCAACGUCCUCCAGAGGGAAAGAAGCUUCUCGUGAUAGGGACAACAAGUCAAGUGAGUUUCUUGGAUUCAGUUGAUCUCUGCAAUGCCUUUUCUGUCACUUACCAUGUCCCCACAUUGAAGACAGAGGAUGCAAAGAAGGUGUUGGAACAGCUGAAGGUUUUCUCUGAACAUGACGUUGAUGCAGCUGCCGAGGCUCUAAAUGAUAUACCCAUCAAGAAGCUUUACAUGCUGAUAGAGAUGGCGGCCCAGGGCAAGCAUGGUGGGGCUGCAGAGGCCAUCUACUCUGGUAGAGAGAAGAUCAAGAUUUCUCAUUUCUACGAUUGCCUUUAGGACGUCGUUCGUUACUAAGAUACAGCUGACCACUGCAGCGUCCCAUAUGACUAUUCUUUUCACUUGACAAUCUGUAUAUAUCUUUUCCAAACUUUUAUUUGCUAAAAUGCUUUGCACUCGGCAUGAGUUGUUCAUUUGUUGAGUAGCAAACGCUUGUGAUUUUGUGAAGAAGUUAACCGACGGUUACAUGAAAAAACACACUAGUCCCUAUGAAUUACAGACUCUUGUUUUGUGGUA